CCCGACGAGCGGCACAACUACUCUCUGGCCUUUGACCAGCUCUUCAACCCCGAGGGUUUCGGCACCCGAUACGGACCCUCUACUUGCGAGACACGGAGCAAGUGGUACGACGGGACGCAACGGUCGCAGUGUUGCUGGUGGAACGGCAACUCAUGGCCCUACUCCACAGCCCAUGUGCUCAGUUCGGUGGCCGCACACCUACGCCAAUACACCAGUCAAAACCCGCGGGUAACCCGUGACCAGUAUUAUCAACUCUUGGAGACGUAUGCCAUCACUCAAUACAAGGACAAUAAACCAUAUGUGGCUGAGUGUCACUCACCGGCCGGUGAUUUUUGGGUUUGUGAUUCCCGCAAUCAUUCCGAGCAUUACGCUCACUCGACAUUUACCGACAACGUUUUGCACGAACUGUUGGGCAUCCUACCCCAAACAGAUAAUACCUUGAUAAUUGACCCGCUGGUGCCCAAAACGUGGUCAUACUUUUCGGUGGAAAACUUACUAUACCGGGGAAACAACAUUACGGUAAUCUAUGACAGCACUGGCGAGCGGUACGGAUCGGGUAAAGGUAUGCGAGUAUACGUCAACGAUCACGAAAUGGUUCACAAAGACACUGUACAGAGAGUUGUGGUAAACAUUACACCCGUAGACACUGACCACAGCUUACGACACGGGUCGGCCAACUUCGCUGCCAACCCGUAUCGGCGCGGGUAUCCCCGACCCUACGCCAGCUUUACAGACAACAACCCGGGCUGUGUUUGGCAGGCAGUGGAUGGCCGGAUAUUUUACGACUACGUGCCCAGCAAUCGGUGGUCUAACUGGCAGUCGGGAGCGCCAAGCGAUUGGCUGGCCGUUGAUUUCGGGCGCCCAAAGGCGGUCUCUAGUGUCCGACUGUAUGUCUACUCGGAUGUGGUGACCGGUGAGGGCCAUACCGACUGUCCAACAAAAAUGUUGGUCCAGUAUUAUGUCAGCGAUGGUAACAAAUGGGUGGACGCCGAGAGUCAGACGGCCAGUCCGGCCCAGUGCUCGCCCAACGAUCUCAAUGUUAUCGCGUUUAAAGCCGUUAACACAACACAAAUACGAGUUGUAUUCACACGUAAUGUCGCUAAAGACUAUUAUUGCGGUAUAACUGAAAUGGAGGUGUGGUCUGAGUGGCCGUCCGUUGCGGACACCUAUGAGGCCGAAGACGGUGUGAUAACCGACGCCGAGUUGGAGAGAUCGGCGACCGCUUCGGGUGAGGCAUACGUCGGCCGAUUGGACAACAAGGGGUCGUCGGUUGAGUUGAGCGGCGUUUACGUGAAUAAGUCGGGUGACUAUAAGGUGAGAGUGUUUUACGCCAACGCCGGCGCCCAGGACUCUGUCCAUGGGUUGGUUGUCAAUCAAUUGCAUACAAUGGAAGUCAAGUAUCGGCCGACAGCCGCCGGUUGGGGUAAUUUUGAUGAUAAGACUUAUGUUGAUGUGUCGGUGCCCUUACUUUAUGGCAAUAACGCACUGCAAAAACGGAUUAUGGAUUGUAACAUGGAUUUGUUUGAAAACAUACCAUUCAUUGAUAUACCGGACAAACACAUUGAAGACGUGUAUUACUAUCGGUGGUCAUCAUUAAAACGACAUUUACGGUACUUAACGGUUGGCACCGGGUAUAUGAUCACUGAGUUUGUGCACGACGUGGGCUAUAGCGCCAAGUUUGGGGUCAUUAACGCCGCCGGUGGACAUCAUAUAUACGAGGCUCGUUGGCUUCGGGAUACCAGCCUGGUUAAAGAUUACAUCAAUGUGUACGCCCGGCAACUUGACAGUCAGGGCAACCACCAGUACACCGAGUGGAUCGCCGACGCGGCCUAUAAUGCAUAUCUGGUUAACGGCGACAAAGAUUUUAUAGUCUCCCAAUUGGCCAGUUUUCGGCGUACGUACGACCUCUGGGCCGACCAUUUUGAGCCAUCGCUGGGCCUGUACUACAUAUCGCCACAACGAGACGCCCAGGAAUACUCGGCCGCCUCCGUACAGACUAAAGACAAAUACGGCGGGGGUGUGGGCUAUAGGCCGAGUCAUAACUCGGAAAUGUAUGGCAACGCUGUGGCCAUCGCACGCAUGUCAGCGCUCGCCGGCGAUAGAGAUAGUGAACGGGAGUUCAAUGAUAAGGCCCUAAAGUUGAGGGCAGCUAUUAUUGAUCACUUGUGGGACCCAAACAGACAGUUCUUUUACCACAUGCAAAGGGAAAACAACACAAACCACACACUGUUGGACACCCGGGAAGAGGUGGGUCUCUAUCCGUGGCGUUUCUCAGUGCCCGACGAGCGGCACAACUACUCUCUGGCCUUUGACCAGCUCUUCAAUCCCGAGGGUUUCGGCACCCGAUACGGGCCGUCCACCUGCGAGACCCGCAGCAAGUGGUACGAC
Medioppia subpectinata is the source of this 2388-nucleotide messenger RNA. The record is from the annotation of a GenBank genome assembly. NCBI's taxonomy places the organism in Eukaryota, Metazoa, Arthropoda, Arachnida, Sarcoptiformes, Oppiidae.